Messenger RNA from Oryzias melastigma (Indian medaka), 1095 nucleotides. RefSeq names its product phosphodiesterase 6H, cGMP-specific, cone, gamma, paralog b (gene pde6hb). The record is from RefSeq and is a predicted model, not a curated record. Gene Ontology annotation, molecular function: 3',5'-cyclic-nucleotide phosphodiesterase activity; cGMP binding. The transcript has 3 exons. The coding region runs from base 142 to 402 and encodes 86 amino acids. Lineage: Eukaryota; Metazoa; Chordata; Actinopteri; Beloniformes; Adrianichthyidae. Gene Ontology annotation, cellular component: photoreceptor outer segment membrane. Gene Ontology annotation, biological process: positive regulation of epidermal growth factor receptor signaling pathway; positive regulation of G protein-coupled receptor signaling pathway; visual perception.
GAGAAACCAUGUGACCGACAAGAAAGGGAUUACGGAUGGAGGUAUAAAAGCGUGAAUCGGACUAGAGGCUUCACACUCCAGGAGAGAAGCGGAGCAGCAGAGGCCUUGUGGGACAUCUGCGACAGCAGGCACUCUUCAGAAAUGAACGCCAGUCCUCCUGCAGGAAGCGCCCUGGCCCCCGGUGGAGCCACGGGCCCCACCACCCCCAAGAAGGGCCCACCCAAAUUCAAGCAGAGGCAGACCCGCACAUUCAAGAGCAAGGCUCCCAAACCGGGCCAGAAAGGCUUUGGCGACGACAUCCCAGGCAUGGAGGGUCUCGGCACAGACAUCACAGUGGUCUGCCCAUGGGAGGCGUUCGGCGACAUGGAGCUCAGCGACUUGGCCAAAUACGGCAUCAUCUAAACCUCCUGCCUUCCUGCCCUGCACCUUUCCCCUCCGCCUUGACUUCCGCCCAUCGACGUUCGGCACGCCGCGAUAAGACGUCCGGAUGACCCCUAACGCCCUCUCGUCUGUCUACCUCAUGCCUGGCUCCACUGAGUGGAUGCAGCUAUUAUUUUUAUAUUAUUAAUAUAUUGUACUAUAUAAAUACUUGAACCAAGAAGACGAGAACAAACCUCCACUUCCCUUUUCCCUUCCUCUCAUCAUCUACAGUAGUCCUUCAUCUUUCCUCCUUCCAUCCCUGGACCUCCCUCCCCUCCCAUCUCGCGGCUACGUAUGCAAGCCAAAGCGCUAGCUAAGCACUAGCUCGUAUUUGCCUCUAGCUGUCUGUCAAAAUGUAAAUACUCUCACCUUUUUACCUCAUCUUCCGUCUCACCUUUUGUAAUUUCCUUUCCUCUUAUUGUGUUGUUUACUCUGUGCGACUGGAAGGGAAGUCGGGAGGGUGUCCGCCCCCUCCCUGCAAUGCACUCUCAGGUGAUCGUGGAGGAGGGACUCCCUUUUACCUCUUUCUCCAUCUCCCUCUCUGCCUGCUGAACCCACCUAACAGGAAAUAAAGACAAAUACUGCGUGUGAUUUCAGUGUGUGAGCACAAACAGAGCCUGUACUGUGACAUGAUGUGUGUCUGUAGCUGCAGUAAAAAUAUGUCUAUUUUCAGUA